UCAUUUUAAACAAAAAGUCGGGGACGUACCUGUUCUCUUGAAGUCCUUGGGGGGGCCCUGUCAUCUUGAAGUCCUUGGGGCCUCCCCACCGGCCUUUGCUCCCCGGGGGUCUUCAAGUCUCGCUGAACCCAAGGACUUAGGGUGAGCGGUGAGGGAGGCCGGAACAAUUCCUUCGCGGAACCAUCGAGGCGAGGCCUCUGGGAGCGCUUUGAGAGAAGGACCGUGGCGGGCCGGGCCGAACUGGUAGGGAUGGCGACGGAGGCGACGGACGCGGGGCCGAGGGCUGCAGUCCCUGUGGAGCUGCGGCGGGAGCGGCGCUUAGUGUGCGUGGAGUACCCGGGCGUGGUGCGCGACGUGACCAAGAUGCUGCACACUCUGGGCGGCGAGGAAGGCGUUUCCCGAAUCUACAUGGACCCCACCAAGAGGCUAGAACUAUACUUCCGGCCCAAGGACCCAUACUGUCAUCCUGUGUGUGCCAACCGCUUCAGUACCAGCAGCUUGCUGCUCCGGAUCAAGAAAAGAACAAGGCGACGGAAAGGGGAGCUGGGUGCUGAGGCCAACCCCGAGGUCACGUUUGACAUGGAGAUCCUUGGCAUUGUCUCCACCAUUUACAAAUUUCAGGGGAUGUCUGACUUCCAGUACUUGGCAGUGCACACAGAGGCCGGCGGCGGGCACGUGUCCAUGUAUGACAAAGUGCUCAUGCUCAGGCCUGAAAAGGAGGCCUUCUUCCACCAGGAGCUGCCGCUCUACAUCCCUCCACCCAUCUUCUCCCGGCUGGACACUCCAGUGGACUACUUCUAUCGCCCAGAGACACAGCAUCGGGAAGGCUACAGCAACCCCACCAUUUCAGGCGAGAACCUCAUUGGCUUGAGUAGGGCCCGACGCCCCCACAACGCCAUCUUUGUCAACUUUGAGGACGCUGAGGUACCUGUGCAACCUCUGGAGGCUGCCGUGCAUACAUGGAAGAAGGCCUGCACCAACCCCAUAGAUAAGAAGGUAGAGGAGGAGCUGAGGAAGCUGUUUGACAUCCGUCCCAUCUGGUCACGAAAUGCUGUCAAGGCCAACAUCAGUGUCCAUCCUGACAAGCUCAAGGUCUUGCUUCCCUUCAUGGCCUAUUACAUGAUAACAGGCCCCUGGAGAAGCCUAUGGAUUCGAUUUGGCUAUGACCCCCGAAAACACCCAGAGGCCAAGAUUUAUCAAGUCCUUGACUUCCGAAUCCGUUGUGGAAUGAAAUAUGGCUAUGGCUCCAGUGAAAUGCCUGUUAAAGCGAAGCGCAGCACCUACAACUAUAGCCUGCCCAUCACCGUGAAGAAGACGCCCAGCCAGCUUGUUACCAUGCAUGACCUGAAGCAGGGCCUGGGCUCAUCGGGGGUAGCUGGUCCACGGAAAUUGAUCUCCAACAAGUACAAGCUCAAGGACUCAGUCUACAUCUUCCGGGAGGGGGCCUUACCACCCUAUCGACAGAUGUUCUACCAGUUAUGUGAUUUGAACGUGGAAGAGUUGCAGACAAUAAUCCACCGAAAUGAUGGGGCAGAGAAUGUGUGCACAGAGCGGGAUGGGUGGUGCCUCUCCAAGACCACUGACGAGCUGAGGGACACCAUGUCCCUCAUGAUCCGGCAGACCAUCCGCUCCAAGAGGCCUGCUCUCUUUUCCAGCCCAGGCAAGACUGACCAUGCAAAAGGACAGUUGAUGUUUGAGUCCGGGGAGGAAGAGGAGGAGGAGGAAGAAGAGGAGGAAGAUUUCAAGCCCUCAGAUGGGAGUGAGAAUGAGAUGGAGACAGAGAUUCUGGACUAUGUGUGAAGAAGCUUUGGUCCCCAGGCUGACCAGGUGAGAAUGGCAUUCAGUCUGAUAAGGAAGGCAGAGCGAGCCAUGCUCCCCCUGUCACCUGCAGUAACAAGGAUGGCCCUUGAAGCUGCUCUGAGGAAAGCUGUACUCCCACAGUCAGGCCUUGGCCCCAGCUGUGACAUGGUGCUUGGUGCUGCCUUCUGCACUGGCUCCAUGUACUGAUGAUCCAGCACAGUGCCUGGCAGACUGAGCUGGCACUCUCAGCCUCCCUGACUGAGACCAGCAAAAACCAGAGGUGGACGUAGUGCAGCAGGGGCACAGCCCAUCCUGACUUGGUUCUUGUGACCCUCGUGGCAGAGCUGGCAUGAGGAGCCUGGUUAAUUCACACAUGGCCAAAGAAGGCUCUUGGCUUCAGCUGCCAUCAGUUGGGGUGGUUUUGAUAAAAGCCAACCCUAGCCAGAACUGUCCCUCUAAGUCAAUAUUCCUGAGGAAUCUGGGUGUCUUAAUACAAGGGUGAGGCCAUAGGGGAGGUUCCUCUUGCCUUGAGUUCCCCAGCAUCUUGUUUGUUCUUUUGCUCCUUCAGGGACAUGCUGUAGUGCUGGCACAGUUGGGUGAGUUGAGGAUGCAGGCCAGGCCUGUUUCUGACUUCUCCAAAUGGCUUCGCUCUUCAGAAGUUCCCUGGAAAUAGGCCCAGUUGUCCCAUGCUUCCAAGUAUGGAGCCAGAGACUUGUUAGGCCCUACCAAGCCCAUCUCCCUGGAGAGCAUUCCCAUGUAGUGAUCUCUGUGCCCAGGGGGCAGCCACCCCACUUCCUGCAGGCACCUGAGCCAGAGACAGGCCAUUAGCCUGUUUCUCUGUGUGACCCUUAGUGCAUGUAACAGCUUGGCAUCCAAAAUAAAAUCACACUAUUUCCAAAGCCAAGUGCCUCAAGCCAGCCCCAUCCUGUGGACCAGGUUCCUGGGAAACCCCUCCCAUGAAACAGCCGGGAACCCUGUGGCUCAUUUGACCCACAGUGACCAGUCCUAGAACCAGCUAUGCAGGGGGAAACAGCCAGGCUGUCCCCAGUAGCCCCUGGUGGCCUGCUCCCUGCUGCUGUGGAGAAAGCGCUUCCUGGAGGCCAGGUGAGAAGCAGUUCUUCCCUCAAGUGAGGCAAGUUGGCCUGUGCCCCUCUGUGGGACCUCCCUGUGGAGCAAGUGGUCUCUGCAAGAUGUCGUCUGGGGCUGCUCCCACUUCUGAGUCCUCAGGGAGGACAUUGUGCACAUCUGAGGAAGGUAGCUGGCAGGGACCACCCCACUCCCACUGCCCUCUACUGCAACUGGGCCUUACCCUCCAGAGCCCUGCCAAACCAGCUUAGGUCUGUCAGAUUAGAAGGGCUUCCUAAAGUUUACCCAAAUUGUGAUUCCUCUCCUAGGAAACCCCUUUAAAUAAAAGCUUUUUGUUAUGAAAAAUAUGAAACAUACACAAGUACUGAGUACUUUGUGAGCUGUUUACCCAUCUCCCACCUUCAACAGUUACAUUUUGCCAGUCUUGUUGCA
Castor canadensis (American beaver) is the source of this 3318-nucleotide messenger RNA. The record is from RefSeq and is a predicted model, not a curated record. Lineage: Eukaryota; Metazoa; Chordata; Mammalia; Rodentia; Castoridae.